AUGUCUGAGAACCGAGGUGUUUAUGUUGUUCUCUGGUUCUCUGUUGCAGCAGUCCGUAUUGUUCCAGGCCGCCUGCAGCUCUUUGAGUACUCGUCUGUCUCCUUCAGCUGUGAGGGCUUCAAUGUGUCAGCUGGCUGGAGAGUGAGGAACCUGAAGGAAUUUCUUAGAAAAUGUUCGAACAGCACAAAGACAUCAGCUGUGACCUGCACCAUUGACUUUGCCUUUGCAUCAGACAGUGGAGAAUACUGGUGUGAAGGUCCUGGAGGACCAAGAAGCAAAGCUGUCAGCAUCACUGUUACUGCUGGUCCAGUGGUUCUGGAGAGUCCGGUCCUUCCUGUGAUGGAGGGAGAUGCUGUGACUCUGAGCUGCAGAACCAAGACAGAUGCCUCUCACCUCACAGCAGAUUUCUAUCAAGAUGGCCGCCGUAUCGGGACCAGUUCCACCAGGAACAUGACCAUAGAAAGUGUUUCCACGUCCCAUGAAGGACUCUACAAGUGCAGCAUCUCUGGAGCUGGAGAAUCACCACAGAGCUGGCUGGCUGUCAGAGCCAGUCCUGUCCUGCUGGAGAGUCCGGUCCUCCCAGUGAUGGAGGGAGACGCUGUGACUCUGAGCUGCAGAAACAAGACGUCCUCCAGCCUCCCAGCUGUCUUCUAUAAAGACGGCCUCUUCAUUGGCAGCAGCUCUGCAGGAAACAUGACCGUCCACAGUGUCUACAAGUCCCAUGAAGGACUCUACAAGUGCAGCGUCCCUGGAGUUGGAGAAUCAGCAGGAAGAUGGCUGGCUGUUACAGCUCUUCACAGAGAGACUUGUCCCUCCUGGGAUCACUCCAUUUAUCUCCUCCUCCUCUUGAGGACGGUGUUCACCAUAGUGAUGGUGGCUCUGCUGCUGCUGCUGGUGGGACUGCUUCACUGUGGGAAACUCACAGUUACACAAAAAUAG
Molecule: messenger RNA, 939 nt
Organism: Centropristis striata (black sea bass)
Lineage: Eukaryota; Metazoa; Chordata; Actinopteri; Perciformes; Serranidae
Product: high affinity immunoglobulin gamma Fc receptor I-like
Exons: 4
Coding region: 1-939 (312 amino acids)
Biological process (GO): cell surface receptor signaling pathway
Molecular function (GO): transmembrane signaling receptor activity
Source: RefSeq, a predicted model, not a curated record